Messenger RNA from Exophiala spinifera, 384 nucleotides. RefSeq lists its product as uncharacterized. The transcript has a single exon. The record is from RefSeq and is a predicted model, not a curated record. Bases 1 to 384 code for a protein of 127 amino acids. Lineage: Eukaryota; Fungi; Ascomycota; Eurotiomycetes; Chaetothyriales; Herpotrichiellaceae. Gene Ontology annotation, molecular function: acyltransferase activity, transferring groups other than amino-acyl groups.
AUGUCGCCAAAUGCACAGCAGCGGAACUGGAACGGGUCAGAAAAGGCGAGCGGACGAGUGACAAUUGGUCCGAAGCGCCUAUCAACCGAGAUGAUGAAUCUCGUCUUUCUGGCCGGCGGAACGUAUCUUCUCUGUGUAGACGGCGAAACACAAUUAGCUCCGGAGUAUCGCAAACUUCGCGCCCUGCAGUCUCCCCACUGGACAAAGUAUGAUGAGUGGGUUGACGUUCGGUUCUGCUGGCAGGCUCUUGGAGCCAUGAUGUUUAUCUACUCAACCAGUCGCGCUAUACAAUUUCAACGUUUCCUCGAAAGCCGGCCUCUUCAGUACCUGGGCCGGGUCUCCUUCUCCCUUUACCUCAUUCACGAGCUCGUUUAUCGGCUUUGA